Molecule: messenger RNA, 2564 nt
Organism: Punica granatum (pomegranate)
Lineage: Eukaryota; Viridiplantae; Streptophyta; Magnoliopsida; Myrtales; Lythraceae
Source: RefSeq, a predicted model, not a curated record
UUUUUUCUUUUUUCCUACGAUUGGCUUGGACAGCUAAGAACAUUUCGUAAGGAUAUACGUCACCCUUAAGUCUUUGACAUGGACAGAAUCUUAGGUAGAGACCAAAAAAUUCCCCAUCUCCUAUUACAGAGGCCUGCUCUGCUCUGCCCUCCCCUCACAGAGGAGAGGACGAUGGCCCCCCGCCAAGACGAUAUCACUGCUCCUCUCAUCGGAAAGCCUGUCGAGCCCCAGUCCAUCCACCCUGGCCCCUCCUCGCCAUCGUGCGGCGGAGGAGGGGAAGAUACAGAGAACUCCCCGGUCGAGCAGGUGGCGCUCACCGUCCCGGUCACAGACGACACCUCCCUCCCCGCCGUCACCUUCCGCACGGUCGUCCUCGGGGCACUGUCUUGCGCUCUCCUGUCCUUCCUCAACCAGUUCUUCUGGUACCGGCGGGAGCCCCUCUCCCUCACCUCCAUCUCCGCCCAGAUCGCAGUCGUCCCCCUCGGCCAUCUCCUGGCCUCCGCCCUCCCCAGGAGGGCCUUCUUCCCGGGGAAGAGAUGGGAGUUCACCCUCAACCCGGGCCCCUUCAACGUGAAGGAGCACGUGCUCGUCACGAUCUUCGCCAACGCCGGCGCCGGGAAUGUGUACUCGAUCCACAUAGUGAGCGCGGUGAAGAUCUUCUAUCAAAGGGAGAUGUCGUUCGCGGUGGCGCUGAUCAUCGUGUUGACCACGCAGGUGAUGGGGUUCGGGUGGGCGGGGGUGUUCCGGCGGUACCUGGUGGAGCCCGCCGCCAUGUGGUGGCCCCAGAAUCUCGUCCAAGUUUCCCUCUUCAGGGCAUUGCACGAGAAGGAGGAGAGGCCUAAGGGCGGAGGAUUGACACGAAACCAUUUCUUCCUCAUUGCAUUCCUCUGCAGCUUCGCUUACUACGUCUUUCCCGGCUACCUCUUCCCGAUGUUAACUUCCCUCUCCUGGAUCUGCUGGGUAUUUCCCGAUUCUGUCAUUGCGCAACAGCUCGGUUCUGGGCUCCAUGGGCUAGGUAUCGGAGCCAUUGGGCUCGAUUGGGCCAGCAUAUCCUCUUAUCUCGGUAGCCCGCUAGCUAGCCCAUGGUUUGCCACAGCAAACAUUGCCAUCGGGUUCGCCCUUGUCACUUAUGUGAUCACCCCAAUCGCAUACUGGCUCAAUAUCUAUGGGGCAAGGACGUUCCCAAUUUUCUCAGACGACCUUUUCACAUCUGAUGGACAGAACUACAAUAUCUCAGCUAUCAUAGACCAAAACUUCCAUCUGGAUGUUAAGGCGUACGAACGGGAGGGCCCUCUUCACCUGAGCAUUUUCUUCGCUUUGUACUAUGGAAUCGGCUUUGCCUGCCUCACUGCCACGGUGGUCCAUGUGGUUCUGUUCCAUGGAAGGGAAAUAUGGCAGUUGAGUAGGUCCGCCUUCAAUGAGAAGAAGAUGGAUGUGCACACAAAGCUAAUGAGGAAGUACAGGCAAGUCCCGGAAUGGUGGUUCACUUGCAUCCUUUUUUUAAGUAUUGCGGUGACCGUAUUUGCUUGUGAGUAUUUCAAUGAUCAGCUUCAGCUCCCAUGGUGGGGAAUAUUGCUAGCUUGUGCUCUCGCCAUAUUCUUCACCCUACCUGUCGGCGUCAUCACUGCCACGACAAAUCAGACACCAGCAUUGAAUGUGAUAACUGAAUAUAUCAUCGGGUACUUGUACCCCGAAUAUCCCGUUGCCAACAUUCUUUUCAAAGUUUACGGGUACAUCAGCAUGAAGCAGGGGAUCACGUUCUUGCAGGACUUCAAGCUCGGACACUACAUGAAAAUUCCCCCAAGAUCCAUGUUCAUGGCACAGGUAGCAGGCACUGUGAUUUCAGCAGUGGUGCAUCUGUCGACAUCAUGGUGGCUGAUGAGUACGAUCCCGAACAUUUGUGACAGGGCUCAGCUCCCUGCAGGCAGCCCUUGGACCUGUCCUGGGGACCAUGUUUUCUAUGACGCGUCAAUAAUCUGGGGCCUCAUUGGGCCUCGCAGAAUAUUCGGUGAGCUGGGGCAAUACUCCGCCAUCAACUGGUUCUUCCUCCUUGGGGCCCUUGCACCCUUCGCUGUGUGGCUUGCCCACAAGGCAUUCCCUGGAAAGGAUUGGAUCAAACUCAUCACGAUGCCUGUUCUCUUAGGGGCUACCGUGAAUAUGCCCCCAGCUACAGCUGUGAACUUCACGAGUUGGGUGACAAUUGGGUUUUUAUCAGGUUUCGUCGCUUAUAGGUAUUACCGGGCUUGGUGGAGCCGUCACAACUACGUUCUGUCCGGGGCCCUUGAUGCAGGAUUGGCCUUCAUGGGCGUGUUGCUGUACUUGUGUCUGGGGAUGGAGCAUAUUAACCUUAAGUGGUGGGGCGACAGGCCGGAUGGGUGCCCCUUGGCCUCUUGCCCGACUGCCCAAGGAAUAAUUGUUGAAGGGUGUCCGGUUUUCUAAUCUUUGUAUAGCUUUUUUUAUAUUUUUAUACUGAGGAAAUUCUUUUAUAAAUCUUUUAAGUCCAAAAAUAGGGAAAGAGAUGGACAGAUAAUUGAAUGUAGAAAAGUUAUUAUUAUUCUUCCUUA